Corylus avellana is the source of this 529-nucleotide messenger RNA. The record is from RefSeq and is a predicted model, not a curated record. Lineage: Eukaryota; Viridiplantae; Streptophyta; Magnoliopsida; Fagales; Betulaceae.
ACAAAAGAUGAAAAUGUUCGUUUCCCAUUCGGAUCUUCGUGCCAUGACCCUGAACGCCACCGGAUUGCGUCACCACCAGGGGCUCCACCCUGUGCGAUCGGACCCGAGACGACAAUCCGGAUACUAUCGGAUCCCGCAUUUGCUCCUCCCGGUGAGGCCGAGGGCGGUAUACGGUAUCGCUUUGGAGGAGAAGACGAAGAAGAAGAAGAAGAACGAUAAGAAGCCGGCGAUCUGUACGGCCGACGAACUACACCACGUCUCUGUUCCCAACUCCGAUUGGACCCUCGCUCUCUGGCGCUACCUUCCUUCCCCUCAGGCACAGCCGAGGAAUCAUCCGCUGUUGCUGUUGUCAGGGGUUGCGACGAAUGCUAUUGGAUAUGAUCUCUCUCCUGAGUAUGUAAACCGGAUCCAAGCCAAAAUGGUUUUUGUCGAUGAAUAUAGUAAAUUAAAAAGAAGAAUAAGGCCAUUCAUGUUCAGGUUUAGGGAUUUUUGGGUUGUGCUGUUGGUUUUGACGCCUAAAUAUCUAUGA